This is a messenger RNA of Aspergillus wentii DTO 134E9, 1806 nucleotides long. Its product is annotated as MFS transporter. The transcript has 4 exons. Bases 1 to 1806 code for a protein of 601 amino acids. Gene Ontology annotation, biological process: transmembrane transport. Lineage: Eukaryota; Fungi; Ascomycota; Eurotiomycetes; Eurotiales; Aspergillaceae. Gene Ontology annotation, molecular function: transmembrane transporter activity. The record is from RefSeq and is a predicted model, not a curated record.
AUGGAUUCCUUAUCACGGGACCUGGAGAAAGCCGAACUCGACGCCAAUCGUCCCCAGAGUCAUCCCAGCCUAGAAAACGGCAGUCGUUUUUCUCGAGGCGAAUCUGUCUCAUCCGCCGGAACUUCCUCUAGCUCUAGCUCCCAAUCUGACCACUAUGGGGAUCACAUGUCCCGGAUCCAAACUGCACAGAGCCAGCGCGGUGCUGGCCUCGAGCGGCACCCAACUGCAAUGAGUCGUAUAGCAACCCAGCGAAGUCAGCACAGUGCAACCGUUGGUGCUCUCAAAACCCGUGCUUCGAAGAAGCCUCUGCCUGAGUUUGGAGCUGGCAAGCCAUAUCCUCCCCUACUACCAGAGAAGGAAGAGUAUGUGGUUGAAUUUGCUGGACCCAACGAUCCUUUACACCCCCAAAACUGGUCGACCAAGAAGAAGGUUGCCACGUCUGUAAUGCUCGCAUGGACAACAUUCAACUCAACGUUUACCAGUAGUAUCUACUCUGCUGCCAACUCCGUUGUAUCAUCCGAAUUCAAUGUCUCAACCGAAGUCGGAACUUUGGGGAUGUCCCUCUACGUCCUUGGGUUCGCUUGUGGACCCACAAUCUUUUCACCAUUGUCGGAGCUACAAGGUCGACGUUUACCUAUUCUGAUAGGCAUGUUUGGAUUCACCGUUUUCCAGUUUGGGGUGGCUACGGCAAAGGACCUACAAACGCUUAUCAUAUGUCGUUUCUUUGGAGGAUUCUUCGGAGCAUGUCCUAUGGCCGUCGUCGCGGCUGUGUUUUCUGAUAUCUACGAUAAUCGUGUUCGAGGUCUUGCUAUCACUCUUUUCACCAUGACAGUUUUCACGGGUCCUCUCUUCGCCCCGUUCAUCGGUGGCUUCAUCGUGGAAAGCUAUUUGGGAUGGCGCUGGACGGAAUUCCUCACUGGCAUCACUGGCGCAUCUGCCUUUAUAUUGGAUUUGUUUCUAUUGCAGGAAACUUAUCCUCCAGUCGUCCUAAUCAAGAAGGCUUCGGACCUGCGUCGAGGGACCAAGAACUGGGGCAUACAUGCCAAACAGGAAGAAAUAGAGGUUGAUUUUGGAGAGCUUAUACGCAAAAACUUUGGUCGACCCUUUCGGAUCCUCUUCACUGAACCGAUAGUGUUACUGCUGAGUAUCUAUAUGGCCUUCCUCUAUGGGCUAUUGUACCUCUUCAUGACGGCAUAUCCGAUUGUCUUCCAAGAAAUUCAUGGAUUCAAUAAAGGCCUUGGUGGUCUCGCAUACUUUGGGAUGAUCAUCGGGGAGUUCCUAGGUGGAAUUUUCAUUGUCUGCCUCCAGCCUUGGUAUAAUAGGAAGCUCAAUUCAAAUCGUGGAAUCCCUGUUCCCGAAUGGCGUCUUCCCCCUGCUGUUCUUGGUGGUGCAGCCUUUUCUGGCGGUCUUUUCUGGUUUGGGUGGUCUGGAUACACAGCUGAUAUUCAUUGGAUUGUGCCCACUGUAUCUGGUCUCCUCACUGGAUUUGGUCUUUUUUGCAUCUUCCUUCAGUGUCUCAACUACAUUGUUGAUGCAUACCUCCUCUUUGCCGCCUCAGCUUUAGCUGCGAAUAGCGUACUCCGUUCCUUGGCUGGUGCCGGUUUCCCCCUUUUCGCAACGUAUCUAUUCAAUGCACUCAAAGUCAAUUGGACCGGAACCUUACUUGGCUGCGUUGCAGCCGUUCUGAUGCCAAUCCCUCUCCUGUUCUAUUUAUACGGUCCCAGGAUCCGAGAAAAGAGCAAAUUCGCCACAGAAUAUGAAGUGGCUGCCCAAGCUCAUAUUGAUAACGAUGAACGAAUUGAUUAA